Euleptes europaea (tarantolino) is the source of this 1051-nucleotide messenger RNA. It is a transcript of the gene MGME1, whose product is annotated as mitochondrial genome maintenance exonuclease 1. The transcript has 4 exons. Gene Ontology annotation, cellular component: mitochondrion. The record is from RefSeq and is a predicted model, not a curated record. Gene Ontology annotation, molecular function: single-stranded DNA exodeoxyribonuclease activity. Gene Ontology annotation, biological process: mitochondrial DNA replication. Bases 11 to 1042 code for a protein of 343 amino acids. Lineage: Eukaryota; Metazoa; Chordata; Lepidosauria; Squamata; Sphaerodactylidae.
GCCUGGCAAUAUGGGGCCAUUUCUCUUUUUAAACAAAAAAUGUUGCAGGCUAGCCAUGUUUUUGGCAGGACGGUUAAACAAAGAGAAACACUUGUGCAGAUUUCUUACCACCUCUUCUUGUUCUUAUGUGAAGAAGAAAACCAGUGAGUAUGAAUGUGUCGACCAAGAAAGGUAUGGAGAUUUGGUCCGCCAUCUCACAUCCUUCAAAGAUAGUUCUCCAACACCAGAAUCAUUAUUUGAAGAAGACAAUAUGCGCUAUGGACCAGUCUGUAAACGUAAGCACCCAGCUAAGGAGGCUGAACCACACAUUCCUAAAAACUGGAUUCCUCUCGUGAAUCCUGCAAAAAACUCUCUGCUCAAAGAAACUUCCCAAACACCACCUUUGCAAAUUGGUUUGCAAGCAAGCAAGAUGGCCAGUGUGACGACUGUUCUGCAGCAGACAAUGCCGCUGGAGCAGGCCUUUUUUCUAGAGAGGUGGAAACGGCAAAUGAUUCUGGAACUGGGAGAAGAGGGCUUUGCAGAAUACACUAAAAAUAUUUUCCAACAAGGUAAGCUCUUCCAUGCAACCCUGGAAGCGUUAUUGUUAGCUGAGGAAAACUCUGUGAAAGAGCAGGAAGAACACAGCAGCAUCUCCGGCUACUUAGCCAGUGUACAGCAUGUGCUCCAAGACGUCUCUGGAGUGAGAGCCCUUGAAAGUGCAGUUCAGCAUGAGGCCCUUCACUAUCAAGGCCUCAUGGACUGUGUUGCAGAGUACAGGGGGAUAUUAUGUGUCAUUGACUGGAAGACUUCAGGGAAACCGAAGCCGCUUCUUCGGAAUACAUUUGACAAUCCGCUGCAGAUUGCAGCAUACGUUGGAGCCGUUAACCAUGAUGCUAAUUAUGACUUCCAGGUUGGUUGCGGACUCCUUGUGGUUGCCUACAAAGAUGGCUCUCCUGCCCAUCCUCACUACAUGGACUCCGAGCUGUGUUCUCAGUACUGGAACAAGUGGCUGCUUCGCCUGGAGGAGUUCAGAGAGAAAGGGAAAGACUGUGGGGCUGUGUGAUGGUUCUGG